Umbelopsis ramanniana AG is the source of this 1022-nucleotide messenger RNA. RefSeq lists its product as uncharacterized. Bases 64 to 855 code for a protein of 263 amino acids. Gene Ontology annotation, biological process: mitochondrial electron transport, ubiquinol to cytochrome c. The transcript is spliced from 4 exons. The record is from RefSeq and is a predicted model, not a curated record. NCBI's taxonomy places the organism in Eukaryota, Fungi, Mucoromycota, Umbelopsidomycetes, Umbelopsidales, Umbelopsidaceae. Gene Ontology annotation, cellular component: membrane. Gene Ontology annotation, molecular function: quinol-cytochrome-c reductase activity; 2 iron, 2 sulfur cluster binding.
CUCUUUAACUCCCCCACUCUUUAGACAGCUCUCAGGGCCCAUCCCAUAGACCUCUAAACAGACAUGGCAGCUAUUUCACGUACUUUCGCCUCCCAAUUGGUGAAUCGCUCCUACGUCAAUGUCCCUGCUUCUGCUGGUGCAUUGAAGAAGGCUUUCUCCAUCUCUUCUUCCAGCCGUGAUGAGGAGACUCAAGCUCCUACCCUUGCUUCCACCAAGAGCCGCUCUUCUGCUGGUCCUUUGAACAGAAGCUUGGUUAAUGCUGCCCCCAACACCAACUACCAAACUCGCCUUCAGCACACCAACACAACCACCAUUCCCGAUUUCUCCAAGUAUAAGAAGGAUGGUAACAACUACGAUUCUGGUCGUGCCUUCACCUACUUCAUGGUUGGUACCACUGGUUUCCUCAGUGCUGCUGGCGCCAAGGCUACCGUCACCGACUUCCUUGCCAACAUGUCUGCCUCUGCCGAUGUUUUGGCUCUUGCUAAGGUCGAAGUUGAACUCGCCUCCAUCCCCGAAGGAAAGAACGUCACCAUCAAGUGGAGAGGAAAGCCCGUCUUCAUCCGUCACCGUACCGGCGAUGAAAUCCAAGAAGCAGAGGCAGUCAACGUCAGCGAGCUCCGUGAUCCCCAGACUGAUGCUGAGCGCGUGAAGAAGCCCGAGUGGCUCGUCAUGCUUGGUGUCUGCACUCACUUGGGUUGUGUCCCAAUUGGUGAGGCUGGUGACUUCGGUGGUUGGUAUUGCCCAUGCCACGGUUCUCACUACGAUAUCUCUGGUCGUAUCCGUCAAGGACCUGCUCCUCUUAACUUGGAAGUUCCCGAGUACAGCUUCACCGAAGACAAGCUUAUCGUUGGUUAAGAUAACAUUUAUUCUCCAUAUCAUAGCCUCCUCUAAAGACUUCUUUUCACUCUUCUUUUUCAAAAGACCAACCCCCAACAAUGUUCGAUAUAAUAAAAAAAGGUCUUUUUAUGAUCAUAGAAUUCCCCUCAUAAAACAUACAAGCCUUUCUUUUUUAAACCGUUUGA